Pseudocercospora fijiensis CIRAD86 is the source of this 645-nucleotide messenger RNA. RefSeq lists its product as uncharacterized. The record is from RefSeq and is a predicted model, not a curated record. Bases 1 to 645 code for a protein of 214 amino acids. The transcript has 9 exons. Lineage: Eukaryota; Fungi; Ascomycota; Dothideomycetes; Mycosphaerellales; Mycosphaerellaceae.
AUGCUUGGUGAUCACUUCGAAAACCAUGGCCUCUGCAGAUAUGCUGCUCCGAUGAUCGACAAUCUUGUAGUCCACAUCGCAGCGCAAAUUGCGACCUGGCCGUGGACCGAUAGUCGCAUCCUCACGCCGAUAGACAGAAACCGAGACCACAGAGGUACGAAGCUGGUCAUACGGCGUAUGACUAUGGAUGAUCCGGCCGGGCCGUCUGCAGUGGUCGCUGGUCGCAAAAUGGUCGCCGCGUGCCGAUACGAGAGUUCUCCCAAUAGUCACCGGAUAAUUGGCACUCCAACGAGGCACCCCUCUCCUAGACCAAACGCAACAGUCCCACGCCAAGAAGAGAAACAUGGUCGAGAGAUGGUGUUUUUGUCUUGCUCAUUCGGAUCACGCGCCGGUAGAAGAGCCGACUUGCAUGUGCUCUCACCAAAGCCGAAUCCCGAGUCUAGCCGAGCUCAGAAUCGGCAGCUUCCAAUAGACGCAUCUGAACAGACCUUCUUCGCGAUACUUCGCGGCACCAACAAUAUAAGCAAUGGAGGAAAGUACCAGGUGUCCAAACUCCGUUCGUAUGCAGAGGUAAAGGCACUUAUUCGAGUCCUGUCCAUUACUGCUGUGCUUUAUCUAUCCAUAGAUCCGGAUGAACACCUAUAA